Molecule: messenger RNA, 3081 nt
Organism: Apis cerana (Asiatic honeybee)
Lineage: Eukaryota; Metazoa; Arthropoda; Insecta; Hymenoptera; Apidae
Product: cuticle protein 18.7
Source: RefSeq, a predicted model, not a curated record
UUUUCUUUUUUUUUUGUACGACACAAUAGGAGAUUAUUGGGAUUGAAUUAAUGAGAAAUUAAGUGGUGCAAAGAAUAAUAAAAAAUUGUGUUUCAAUGUCGUAUUUUUGAUAAAAGUUUCUAGAUAGAUCAUCGCGUAAAAUAUAUUGUGAACGUGUGUUGAGAAAUUUUGAAUUUUUUCGAAAUUUUAUAUUUUCUCCAAUUUUGAGUUGGAAAUCUGUUUUUUAUUAAUUUUAAAAAUUGUUCGUUCUAAUUUGUGAAAUGUUACGUUGAAAUUGAAAUUGAAUAAAAUAAAAAGAAAUUGUCAUUGAUUGAUUUUAAAAUCUCCUUUAUUAGAUAGAAUUUAUUUUUAAUUUGUUUCAGCUAAAAAUUAAAAUACAUAUCGGUUUCUAGAGUUAACAUUUAUGCAACAAUAAUAUGGUAAUACCACGCCAGUGCUAUAGUAUUACAGUUCCAUUUUAUUAUAUGUUUCGAUACCUUUUAAUACCGCUACGUUAUACUUUCAUUAUUCUAACAAUAUUAAUUUACUCACAGAAGGUGAUAGUUAAAUUACUACAAACAUCGCGAGCAUAUUAAUUUACAUUCUACGAAAGAAAAAGAAAAAAGAUACGAAUAAUCAAUCAUUGUUCGUUGCAGCGUAUAACAAAUUUUACACUUUUUAAAGAAAAUUUCAUCACCACCGCAUUUCACUAAUGAAACUCCCUUAAAAUUCUCCAAAUUUUAACUAAAAACAUCUCUCGUCAAGUAAAUCUCAACGAUAAUCAAUAAUAAACGCCAAUAAUCCAACUACGAAUAAUAAGAUGAAAUAACGAAAUAAAAUAAUAAUAAUAAUAACAAUAAUAAUGAAAUGUACACCCACAACCCACUUACCAACAACAUCCAACCCUUCCACUCGACGUCUAAAGAAAUCACGCGACACCUAAUCCCAAAUCCAGUCCAAAAUCAUCGUAUAGCGAGCAGAGCGUCGGUAAAAAAUCGUGCUACGUGAUCCAACACAGCUUAUCGGGCUGCGGACCGAGGCGACGAACGGUUACGCGAUCGUCGGCCUUCGCCGACAUCGCCCUUGGUAUCCAUGGCCAGGCUGGCUAGAGAAAUGACAACGGGAUCGGGUGUCUUCCCGCGCGCCGGUGAGAGAGAGCCACGAAAAUGGAGAGCCCCCGUGGUGGCUCCAUUUUUCCUCGGCCUCACGUUCACACCCGCAGAGCCGCCCGUCUACUCGUUUUACAAACACGCUUACCUUGCCCCCAGGGAGAACGGAAACGCGGGUGUCCCGUCCAAGCCGGCCCGCCGUCGCGAAAAAUCCGCCCUGGAUCCAUCUACCACGUUACGUGAUCUUACGUCUUGUUACCACCACGGCCCGCGUGCAGAGAUCUACGGCUAUAAAAGCUGUUCUAGGACGACGCGUCUCAUAGUCUCCGAGCGCGUCCUCGCAACGAUCCUCCGAGCGAGAUCACGAUCGACACUGUCGCCGAUCCCUCCUCAGAAAAUCGGGCAGGAAGCCUCAGAGCAGCGCAAGCAACGUCUCGAACGAUCGUCGUCAUGGGGCCGGUUGCCGGUUUACUGUUGGCAUGCCUCGUCUCCGCGGCACUUGCCAAGCCGGGGAUCUUGUCCGGGCCCCUGAUCGCCACUUUAACCCCAGCGGCGCCCGUUGGGCCCGACGGCCGAGUGCUGGACACGCCGGAGGUGGCCGUCGCCAAGGCGGAACACGCGGCCGCUCAUCUCAACGAGAGAUUGAAGCUGGCCGACGAGGCUGCCAGGUCGGGUGGAGUCCCAUCGUCAUCUCAGGCGACGGUCACGCUCAAACAGCCCUCCCUCUUGGUGGCUGCGCCAGCCAGCGUUUUGGUGCCAGGGGCGCCUCUCGGUCCUGACGGAAGGGUGGUCGACACGCCCGAGGUAGCCGUGGCAAAGGCGGCUCACGCCGCGGCUCAGGCCAACGAGAGGCUCAGUUUGGCCAACGAGGCAGCUAGGUCCGUCGCUGCGGAUCUCAACAGGAUCGUUUUCAGACCUCUGGUACCUCUGGUCACCAACGGAAUAGUGGCUCCGGCAGUGAUCCAGGCAGCAACGGUAGGCCCCGAUGGAAGAGUGCAGGACACCCCGGAAGUGGCGGCGGCGAAGGCGGCUCACGCGGCUGCCCAGUUCAACGAGAGGAUCAACCUGGCCAACGAGGCGGCCAGAUCAUCGGGGACGAUAGUGACAGCUGCCCCGGCGGUGGCGGUACCCCUCGUGACCAGCAACGCUGUUGUGGUGCCAGCUGCGCCCAUCGGCCCUGACGGCAGGGUGCAAGACACCCAGGAAGUGGCUGUGGCGAAAGCAGCCCACGCGAACGCUCAUCUGAACGAGAAACUGAACCUGGCCAACGAGGCAGCCAAAUCUGCCGACGUCCUUGCUGUUGCUGGCCCCGCGCUCGCCUAUGGACGCCUCGUCUAUUAAUUAACUGAUAUCGUUUCUGACACGUUCACCGCUUGCGUCUUUCUAUUCGAGUCGGCACGUACUUUUACUCACACGGAGAAAAUCGUGAAAUUCUGUCGAGAAAAGGCUUUCAUAAUAAUCCAUAUUAAGUAGUAAUUCAUAUAUAUAUAUAUGUGUGUAAAGUUUUCGCGACGUAGAAAUAGCUUUUGUAUGAAAAUUAUUCGUGUUAGAAGAUAUGUAGGUACCGAGGAUUUGAUCAUCGCAGUGAACGUGUUAAUUAAAAAUAAACGAAGGAUCGUUCGUGAUUAAUUAGUCGAUACUUAUUAGUUGCUCGUAGCGAGGGGAACAUGGGCCAUGGACGGGGAACGAUUUUCGGUGUUCUCUCGAAGAAGGUAUAUCUUUUUUUUUUUCUUCCAAUGAUUCGAUUGGCCAGCUUCUGUUUUAUCGUUUAAUUAUUAGAUUCGAGAGCAAAAAAAAAAAAAGAAAAAAAAAGGAAAAAAAUAUGGGCUAUGAAAAAUGAAGCAAAUUAAUCGUCUUGAUCGUUGCUUUCUAUCCUUUUUGUGAUCCUUUUAAUUUUGAUAUUUUUUCGAAAGGAUGAUGAAAUUGUUGAAACUGCCAUGUAGAAGUGAACGAUGAUUGUAGACUGGUUUAAAUAAAAUGAAUUUUGAAGAAA